This is a messenger RNA of Zasmidium cellare ATCC 36951, 1197 nucleotides long. RefSeq lists its product as uncharacterized. The annotation marks the transcript as partial. Gene Ontology annotation, molecular function: zinc ion binding; DNA binding. Gene Ontology annotation, biological process: DNA-templated transcription. Lineage: Eukaryota; Fungi; Ascomycota; Dothideomycetes; Mycosphaerellales; Mycosphaerellaceae. The transcript has a single exon. The record is from RefSeq and is a predicted model, not a curated record.
CACCAACAGUCUUUUAGGCGAGAGUAUCAACGCUUCUACAGUCGCAAGGCUGGGCUAGACGACGUAACCACUGUGUACAUUCGGUGGCUGGCCUUGCUGUUCAUCGUACUGGCAUUUGGCACCUUAUUGGAUUGUCCGCGUAAUGCACGUCCCGAAGUGCAGCGUGAAUAUGAAGAGUCGUCGAUGAGCCUCUUUUGGGCCUGCCGCAAAGCGAUCGUAAUCGCGCCGUCUUUCUAUGGUGAAAGCACCGAUCUUGUCCGAGCUGGCAUCCUGGUCACUAGGUUCUGCGUCUUCAGCCAGCGCAUCACCGAAAGCUGGCUUACGGUUGGUUUCGCUGCGAGGCUGGCCAUGGCGCAAGGAUUGCAUAUCGAUGGCACUUAUUGGAAACUACCUCGUCGAGAGACUGAAUCUCGCCGCAGACUCUGGUGCCAGCUUUAUCUUCUCGAUCGGAUGAUCUCCUCAGCGCUUGGUAGACCAUAUUGCAUCACUGAUAGCCUGUCGCUUCCACACGAGCCGGAGAAUGUCUUCCUGGACGACCUUGACGAUGAUGCAGCUGAAACUGUUCAGCCCGAAUGCCUUGCAGACAGUCCAACCCCCAGCGUUGUGGCCACCUUCUCCUAUCGCCUCGCCAAAGUGAUCGGCCAGAUCCAUGAACAAACUUGUGGAUUACGAGCCGUCUCAUAUCGACAGGUUAUGGCGCUUGAUGCUCAACUCCUGGAAUGGAAGCGAAGUCUGCCAAAGUACCUCCUUAUGGAACGCCCUGACAAGUCUCGAGAUCAGACCCAGAGAUUUCUGCAGUGGCAUAGGGUCUAUCUCCAUACUUCCUACCACUUCGCUUGCGUUAAUCUGCACCGACCCUUCGCCUGGCGUACGUCCGUUACCGACCAAUAUCGAUACAGUCGGGAGGUCUGCUUCAAUGCAGCCUGUGCUGAUAUGAAGACACGACUUGAGCACGACGACAUCAGCGGCACCAUUGAUCACUCCUCCUGGUGCCUUGGCGUCCGUCAGCUUUUCAAUAGUGCUAUUGUGCUGGGCAUGUUGGCCAUUCAGGAGCAGUCCCGGGGCUCGUACGAUUCUCAAGCGAUCGUAAAUGACCUCCAAUCUUUCUGGGACAAGGAAUAUAGUGAGAUCUGGGUCAAUGAGUUUCGGCUGGCCAAGGUCAAGGUCAUAGAGCUCUGCAUUGAUCGCUUGAAGAAC